AUGGUUGUGGAGGUCCCUUUGAUGACCAGGCUGGCAUCCUCCUCAUUGGCGCUGGAAGACUUGGGCCCACAAGCGAUUUCCAACAUGUUGCAAUGCUUUGCCACCCUGCAGCUCCUUCAUUUUCCAGUGAUGCACCGGAUGUCUUCCUUGGCCUUGAUGCAGCUGUCCAGCUUUGGUUCCCAGGAGUUUGCCAAUCUGGUUUGGUCGUGCGCCACCUUGAUCUACGUGAAGGUCUCGUUGUUGACGGCCAUGGAAGACGUGGAGCUCCGGCAGUUGAGCCUCCGGCCGCUGGAGUUGAGCAACACGGUCUGA
Durusdinium trenchii is the source of this 312-nucleotide messenger RNA. Lineage: Eukaryota; Dinophyceae; Suessiales; Symbiodiniaceae. The record is from the annotation of a GenBank genome assembly.